This is a messenger RNA of Colletotrichum spaethianum, 894 nucleotides long. RefSeq names its product repressible alkaline phosphatase. Gene Ontology annotation, molecular function: acid phosphatase activity. The record is from RefSeq and is a predicted model, not a curated record. The transcript has a single exon. Bases 1 to 894 code for a protein of 297 amino acids. Gene Ontology annotation, cellular component: fungal-type cell wall. Lineage: Eukaryota; Fungi; Ascomycota; Sordariomycetes; Glomerellales; Glomerellaceae.
AUGUGCCCGGCCUUCGAGGAUACUGAGGGAGGCGACGCUGUGACUCAAUGGAAGAGCGUCUACAUCCCCCCAAUUCAGGCUCGCCUGCAAGCACUUAUCGAAGGAAACCUCACCCUCACUGCAGACGACGUGAACCAAAUUCCGUAUCUAUGUGGCUACGAGAGCCAGAUACUGGGACGUCUAUCACCAUGGUGCGACAUAUUCUCCGACGAGGAGUUCCUUCAGUACGAAUACUUCCAGGACCUUCGCUAUUACUACGGUGUUGGCCUCGGCACUGAUCUUCCCCAAAAGAUGAUGACACCCUAUUUGAAUGCCCUGGUGGGCAUUUUAGAGAAGGGUCCAUCAGUUACCGGCAAACGCGAGGAUGGAAGCUCUUUCGAUUUACCGAAGCUCAUCAUGUCUUUCCUCAAUGAUGGACAGCUCAACGAGUUGGCAGCCGCCUCCGGAGUCUUCGAUGAUCAACAGCCCCUCUCCAGCACCGAAAAAGACGACGAUCGCUUGUUUGUUAGCUCUAGAUUCACAACCAUGCGGGGAACUAUUGCUUUUGAGCGACUCAACUGCGUCGUGGCUGGCAACGCUACAUCCCCCCAGGCGAUUCGGCGAAGUAGAUGCAACUCCACCCAACCCUUACCCCCAGUGCAAGGCUCACAUAAUGCGACAUAUGUCCGUAUUCGCCUUAACGAUGCUGUAUAUCCGCUACCAUCUUGUAAAAACGGACCUGGCUCCUCAUGCUUGUUGAAAGACUACAAGGAGUAUGUCGCCACGAAGCAAGAAUCUCAGGGCAAUUGGAUCCAAAACUGCAACGUUACCACCCCUGGGGCGCCAACAGAGGUCAAGGGAGCAAGUUUUUAUACCGAUCUCAGCAGUCCGUGGUUAAGUCAUGUUGCUCCUUAA